Messenger RNA from Thelazia callipaeda (thelaziosis nematode), 915 nucleotides. NCBI's taxonomy places the organism in Eukaryota, Metazoa, Nematoda, Chromadorea, Rhabditida, Thelaziidae. The record is from the annotation of a GenBank genome assembly.
AUGGUCACACAAGAUGAAGAGUGCAGUGACGAGGAGUUAGUUAUUUGCGAUCGUUUUCGACUGGUUCACAAGAUAACCAAAGGCACUUUUGGCACAGUUAUUCUUGGAAUGGAUCUGUUUAAUGAUAAUGAAGUUGCAAUAAAAAUGGAAACUAAGAGUAACAAAAGAAGACAUCGCUUGCUUUUUGAGUAUGACAUUUAUAGAAAUCUGAAAGCUGAAGUCGGAUUUCCUGAAGCAUUUUGGUAUGGUAGUCAAGGAGAUUUUAACAUACUGGUAAUGGAACUACUGGGUCCUUCAUUGGAAGAUUUGUUUAAUUUUUGUGGUGGACGUUUCACUUUAAAAACAGUUUUACUUCUAGCAGAUCAACUGCUUGCAAGGUUACAAGCGCUGCAUGAAUUCGGUGUUAUCCAUCGGGAUAUCAAACCAGACAAUUUUGCUAUGGGUCUUGGAUCAAAACACAAUAUCUUGAUAGAUAUGGGCCUAUGUAAAAAAAUAUGGUCUGCCUCUGAGCACAAAGAUCACAAUCCAUGCUUGAAAAAACGUGCAUUUUGUGGUACCUUACGUUUCGCUUCGCCAAAUGCUCAUCAAGGUGUUGAAUUAUGUCGUCGGGAUGACCUGAUUUCGCUAGCAUAUGCUUUACUCUAUUUCAUGAAAGGUGAUCUACCUUGGUUCAAAUGUAGAGCCGAAACGAUAGCAAAAAGCUCAGAACUGAUCUUUGCUGUUAAAAACGAAAUCAGCGUAGAAGAGCUUUGUACAGAUUGUCCAGAAGAGUUUAUGACGUUUAUCAAGUAUUGCAAUGAAUUAGAGUUUAGUCAAGUGCCAGAUUACAAGGAAAUGAGACGAUUAUUUUGGACACUAUUUUUGAAAAAACAGUUUGCUUUUGACAAUGUAUUCGACUGGGAUCUUUACAAGUAA